Molecule: messenger RNA, 783 nt
Organism: Aspergillus fijiensis CBS 313.89
Lineage: Eukaryota; Fungi; Ascomycota; Eurotiomycetes; Eurotiales; Aspergillaceae
Product: SDR family NAD(P)-dependent oxidoreductase
Exons: 4
Coding region: 1-783 (260 amino acids)
Molecular function (GO): oxidoreductase activity
Source: RefSeq, a predicted model, not a curated record
AUGUCUGAUUUCUCGGGUCUCUCGUUGAAGGGCAAGACCGCCAUUGUCACGGGUGCUUCGAGAGGCCUCGGUGCUGGCAUCGCUCUCCUCUUUGCCAAGCGCGGGGCCAAUGUGGUGGUCAACUACGUCUCCGAAGGCAGCAAGCAGCGCGCCCAAGAAGUCGUGGAUAAGAUCACCCAGAUCGGCACCAAGGCCAUCUUGUGUCAGGUCGAUGUCAGCAAGCUGGACGAGAUCCCCAAGCUUGUCGACGCUGCACUGCAGAUCAGUGAGACAGGCAAGAUUGAGAUCCUCAUUCACAAUGCUGCGCAAGGUCUCGAGGCCAACCUGGUAGACACCACACCCGAGUUCUACACCACACACUUCGACUGCAAUGUUCGUGGCCCGAUUUUCCUCACUCAGGCUGUCGUCCCCCAUCUGCCCCGCGGAGGUCGCAUUGUCUUCAUCUCCUCGGCUGGUGCUCGCCUGGGUGUCGCGGGUCAGACGGUCUAUGCUGCUACGAAGGCGGCGGACGAGGCGCUGGUGCGAGUGUGGGCAAAGGAGCUGGGCCACUCGCACGGCAUCACAGUCAACUGUGUCAACCCCGGACCGAUUGCAACUGAUCAAUGGUUCCAGAGCGACGAGCAGUUCCUGAAGGAUAUGCAGCCGCUCAUUGAGUCGACCCCUGCGGCUCCCAGAGUGGGUGAGGUCGAUGAUAUCGCUCCCUUGGUCGCCUUCCUCUGCAGUGAUGAUGCCAGAUGGACUACCGGUGCUUGUUUGUCGGCCAAUGGUGGGCUUUACAAUUAG